AGACGAGGCAUGUCUUUCUAUUUAACUUCUUCCAUAGUAUCAUCAUUCGCACUACCCUAGCUAGCUCCUAAAACCAUAUGGCUCCACCCCACUUUCUCCUCAUAGCGUUCCCGAGCCGCGGCGCUAUAAACCCGGCCCUCCAGCUAGCCGAGCGCCUCACUCAUGCUGGCAGCCGUGUUACUUUCUUCACCACGGUGUCCGCCCACCGCCGCAUGAUCGAACCAGUUUGCCUUGAUGGUGUAACCUUCGCCACGUUCUCCGAUGGCUACGACAAUGGGUACGAACUAGGGGAUGAUGUCGAUCACUUCAUGGCCGAGCUGAAGCGGCGGGGGUCGGAAGCUCUUAGAGGCCUCAUCGAGUAUAGUUCUGGACGAGGCCUCAGGUUCACGUGCGCACUCCACACGAUGAUCCGCUGGGCCGACGAGGUUGCUCGUUCCUUUCAGAUCCAGUCUGUUCUCGUUUGGAUUCAACCGGCGACCGUGUUUGGCAUAUACUACCAUUACUUCAAUGGCUAUGAGGACGUGAUUAAGAGCGUUACAAGCCAAAGCUGUGAUACGACAUCGCUAAUCCGAUUGCCCGGCCUACCACCACUAACCGACCGCGAUCUCCCCUCCUUUUUCAACCCCGACAACAAGUAUGCUUUUGGUCUCCCGCAUAUGCAAAGCCAAUUCAAGCAGCUAAAAGAAGGGGGAAAUCCAAACAUGGUACUUUUGAACACCUUUGAUAUGCUCGAACUCGAGGUAUUAAGGGCAAUUGGUACACUGAAUUUGGUUGGAAUUGGGCCCCUUGUCCCGUUUCGUUUCCUAGAUGCGCAGGAUCGUAAUUCUUCCGAUGAAUCUUCCAGAGGCGACCACUUUCAGGGCUCCAAGGAGUAUGUUCAAUGGUUGAAUACAAAGAAGGAAGCGUCGGUAAUUUAUGUAGCCUUUGGAAGCAUAGCGAAGUUCUCGAAGGCGCAAAAGCUAGAAAUAGCGCACGGAUUGCUAGAGACCGGCCGGCCAUUCUUGUGGGUGGUGAGAAAGACUGUUGGAGAUGAUGAUGAACUCAUUUACAAAGAGGAAUUAGACAAGAGAGGAAUGAUAAUCCCAUGGUGCUCUCAAAUGGAGGUCUUGUCGCAUCGUUCAAUAGGGUGUUUCUUCACUCAUUGCGGGUGGAACUCGACGCUCGAGAGCUUGGCAUGUGGUGUCCCGAUGGUGGCAUUCCCUCAAUUUACUGACCAGAUGACGAACUCAAAGCUUGUCGAGGAUGUGUGGAAGGUUGGGGUUCGAGUGUCCGAGAUCAACGAAGAUGGCAUCAUCGUCAAGGGAGGUGAAAUCAAGAAGUGCUUGGAAUUGGUCAUGGGAAGUGGAGAGAGAGGUAAUGGAAUAAGAAGGAAUGCAAGGAAGUGGAAGAAUUUAGCCAUGGAGGCUUCCAAGGAAGGUGGAUCUUCGGACAAAAAUCUAAGGGCCUUUGUUGAAGAAUUCUCUAAAGUAGAUUAGUUUAUGGUACAAUGCUCUAUGUUAGCUUGAAUUCAAAGGUAGCUAGAGACUAUGUUCGUAUUGUUCUAUAAAUAUGCAUGAAUCUUUGAAAGUUGCACUAAGUUCCUCUUUU
Molecule: messenger RNA, 1587 nt
Organism: Eucalyptus grandis
Lineage: Eukaryota; Viridiplantae; Streptophyta; Magnoliopsida; Myrtales; Myrtaceae
Product: phloretin 4'-O-glucosyltransferase
Exons: 1
Coding region: 78-1475 (465 amino acids)
Molecular function (GO): UDP-glycosyltransferase activity
Source: RefSeq, a predicted model, not a curated record